AUGCCCGCCCUCACCACCACGCGCAAGCCCACGCUCACGCCCACGCCCACGCCCCUCUGCACGGACAUGGCCGUCAUCGGCUGCGGCGCCAGCGGUCUCGCCUACGUAGACGAGGCGCUCAGUCUGGGCGUCUCUGUCACUCUAUCCGCGCACCCUCACCACCAGUCCAACUUGCACAAGAUUCUCGACGACGGCGCCCUUGACGUCGUGCGCCACCGCGGUGACGACGCGCCGGUCAAGGCGACGUGGGCGGUGGGCAAGGCAGGCUUCCACAUAGCGGAUCUCGCACGCGCGCUGCGCUCCUCCGACUACGUGUACCUCGCCAUGUCCGCGCAGGGAGACGCGCACUACAACGCGCACGAGGACAUGAUACGGUGCGUGAUCGCGACGGGCGUCGACACGCGGAGCAAGGUGUUUGUGGCGGUGAACGGGCACGAGUUUGCGUGGAAGGCCGAUCGGUGUGGGCUGGCGUACCGCGGCGUGGUGACGACGAUUGCGUCCUCGUUCGCGUCUCGCAUCGCGCGCGACGACACGCGCCUGACGCUGAUCAGCAAGGGCAAGAAGGUGUGGAUGCUGGGUGGGGUACAUCCGCGAUGCGAGGACACGCGCAAGCUUGCAAACGCGCUGCAACGCCACGUCGGGGUGACGUACACCUUUACGACGCGCGUCGAGGCGCUCUUUGCUACGACGAACCAGUGUCUGCACCUGCCCAUUCUCUUCGCCAACGCAUCGCGAGUGGACGCCAAGGAGUCGUUUCUGUUCUACGGCCAAGGGCUGACGCCGAGCGUGGCCAAGAUGAUCGAGGCGUACGACGCGGACCGCUUCGCGAUCCUGCGCGCGCUGGGCUAUUACGCCGGCAUGUCGAGCAGGGAGACGCUCAAUCGCUUCUACGGCUUUGCGUUUCCCGACCUCGUCUCGCUCGGCGUGGGGACGCCCGUGCAUAACAAGACGGCGGGAGGCCCGCCCGAGAGGUAUGUGAGCGAGGACGGGCGACAGGCGAGGCGUUGGUGCGUGAUUGCGAGGGCGAUUGGGGUGCGCGCGGACGUGGUGGGCGUGUAUGCCACGCAGGCCGUCGUGACCACGGGUCGUGUGAACGCGGAGAGUGAGGAGCAGAUUCUGCGCGACUUUGGGAUCGAGGGGUGUGGGGAGGAGGAGGCGCGGCUCGCCUCGCUCACCCACGUCGGCACAAUGAUGGCCACGUCCUGCAGCAGCACGUUGGCGGCGUUGGUGCCAAAGGUGCGCUCCGCCUGCGCUGCGCUCACGUGCGGGUUGAGCAGGUCCUCGACGCUGCGCUCGAGGUUGUGGAGUGUAAAGAGGACCGCGAAGGCAGCGAUGGUCGGGUCGCGCCCGAUGACCGAGAGGAAUAGCGCUAGGAGCGGGAGAGUAAUCAGCGUGAGAGCGCCCUUUUCCCACACGUACACGUUCGGCGUGUCGUCGCGUAUGCCCGCCGCGAGGUUGAGGGCAUCGCGCAACUGCCCGUACUCCUUGUCUACGAGCGUGCGCGCUUGUUUGGCCCCGUGCGAGGGGUGCGUGGCGUGGCGGACCGUGGCGAGCACGCGCCCAGCGUCUCCCGUUGAUGAGGACCUUGGCCAGCGCGAAGCCCGGCGCCGCGACGCCGACCGCAGCGGCCGAAAACAGAAUCUUAUGACGAGCGAACGCACCCGGCAUGAGCGUGCCCACCAAGACGGUGACCGUAUUGAAGCUGCCAUACAGCGCCUUGUCCUCGCUGACCCGAAACGCGAGGUAGUCGGUCGUGAAAGGUCCGAGCACAACCGUCUUGGGUUCGGACAAUACGCGCAUUACGAGCGGUACCUCGCGCGUGAUGAGGGCUCCCUUGCCGAGGCGGGUGAGCGCGAGGAGUGCAACGGUGAUGCGGAAGAUGGCGACGCACGCGAAGAGCGAUCAUCAUGCGGCGCGGCGUGCGAGGGGCAUCGUAGGGCGGGGCAGGACGGCCGCAACGUCGUGGGCGAGGUGGACGCGGAUGGCGUUGGGCAGCUUGAGGAGCGCGAUGUCCUCGUGGAAGGACCUCGCGUGGGCGUGGAAAUGCUGCAGCUCCAGCAGUGCACGCCGCUUGUCGUCGCCGAGGGCGAGCCAGCCGGGUGGUGA
Molecule: messenger RNA, 2106 nt
Organism: Jaminaea rosea
Lineage: Eukaryota; Fungi; Basidiomycota; Exobasidiomycetes; Microstromatales
Exons: 3
Coding region: 1-2106 (701 amino acids)
Molecular function (GO): oxidoreductase activity
Source: RefSeq, a predicted model, not a curated record